This is a messenger RNA of Cyprinodon tularosa, 1225 nucleotides long. It is a transcript of the gene aqp7, whose product is annotated as aquaporin 7. Gene Ontology annotation, molecular function: urea transmembrane transporter activity; glycerol channel activity; water channel activity. Gene Ontology annotation, cellular component: basolateral plasma membrane; plasma membrane. Gene Ontology annotation, biological process: glycerol transmembrane transport; water transport. Bases 185 to 1138 code for a protein of 317 amino acids. The transcript is spliced from 6 exons. Lineage: Eukaryota; Metazoa; Chordata; Actinopteri; Cyprinodontiformes; Cyprinodontidae. The record is from RefSeq and is a predicted model, not a curated record.
AGAUAAGUGAGACAGAGGGAGGCAGGCACUCACACAUACAGUGAGAGAAAGGGGAAACAGAGGAGGGGAGGAAACUAUUCACUUUUGUUUUUUUCCACAACUUGACAUGGGAUUUCAUAAAUUCUUUACUGGAGUCUGAACCAGAGAGGUUUGCUCAAACUGUAAGGAAGGAACCAAAGGAAAGAUGAAGGACUUGAUGCAAUCAGUAGAAUUAGGGGUAUCCCAGCGGAGUCAAGUGGAAAUAAAGCAACCCAAAGUUUGGUUGAGGAGUGAACUGUCACGAGUGGGACUUGCUGAAUUUCUUUCAACAUAUGUCAUGAUGGCAUUAGGUCUGGGUUCUGUGGCCCAGGUUGUGACCGGUCAAGGAGUAUUCGGACAGUACCUCAGCAUCAACCUCGGCUUUGGACUAGCUGUUGCAAUGGGGGUUCAUGUUGGAGGAAAUGUGUCUGGCGCUCAUAUGAAUGGAGCAGUCUCCCUCACAAUGUGUGUCUUUGGCCGCCUGCAAUGGAAGAGGCUGCCCUUGUAUAUUUUUGUACAGCUUUUGGGGUCCUUCCUCGGUGCAGCAACAAUUUACGCUAUUUACUACGAGGCCAUUUAUGACUAUUGUGGUGGAAACCUGACUGUUACGGGUGAAAGGGCCACAGCUGGGAUCUUUGCCACCUACCCUGCACCAUACCUCUCCUUGAUUGGUGGCUUCUUUGACCAGGUGUUUGGUACAGCCAUGCUGCUGCUGUGCCUGAUGGCUCUAUCCGACCAAAAGAACAAACCAGCUGCUAGAGGGGCUGAACCCAUCGCUGUGGGCCUCCUUGUUGUUCUUGUUGGAAUUUCUCUGGGCAGCAACAGUGGUUAUGCUAUCAACCCAACAAGAGACAUUGCACCAAGGAUCUUCACUGCAAUUGCAGGCUGGGGAUGGGAUGUGUUCAGGUCUGGAGAUGGGUGGUGGUGGGUCCCUCUAGUGGCUACUCCCAUUGGAGGAGUACUGGGAGCUGGGCUGUAUAAGGUUUUUGUAGAAAUGCACCACCCACCGUCCUCUGGACAGGAGAUGGAGCCUGACGAAGAACAGUCUUUCCCGCUGAAGAAUAAAAGAAACAUCUGUUCUGAUGUAUGUGUGAAACCAGAAACAAAUGGAAACAACUAAACGCUUGUACAGCUGUGGGGAUUUGAGGAUGCUGCUGAAACCGUCUUAAAACAACACCUACAAUGUAUAAAGUCACAAACAGAUCAA